AUGGGAGGGAAUCAAACUGAGGAAGACAUUCCUCAGGAGCGAAAUCAGUUGUGUAAGCUGUCAGAGGAGAGUUUGACACGGCAACCAGAAGAGGUGUUCGAUGUAUUGUGCAAAUUGGGGGAGGGCUCAUAUGGAAGUGUUUUCAAGGCUCUCCAUAAGGAGAGUGGUCAAGUCUUGGCAAUCAAGCAAGUACCAGUGGAUACUGAUCUCCAGGAGAUCAUCAAAGAGAUAUCUAUCAUGCAGCAGUGUGAUUCUCCCUACAUAGUGAAAUACUAUGGGAGUUACUUCAAGAAUUCAGAUCUGUGGAUUGUGAUGGAAUAUUGUGGUGCAGGAUCAGUCUCAGAUAUCAUGCGACUGCGGAAAAAAACUCUUUCUGAAGAUGAAAUAGCAACAGUCCUUUCAGAUGUGCUCAAAGGCCUAGAGUAUCUACACCUACGCCGGAAGAUACAUCGUGACAUCAAGGCAGGCAACAUCCUUCUGAAUUCAGAAGGCCAUGCAAAACUGGCAGAUUUUGGAGUUGCUGGUCAGCUCACAGAUACCAUGGCUAAGCGGAACACUGUCAUUGGUACACCAUUCUGGAUGGCUCCUGAAGUCAUUGAAGAGAUGGGUUACAAUUGCGUAGCUGAUAUUUGGAGCCUGGGCAUUACAGCACUUGAGAUGGCUGAGGGAAAGCCACCAUAUGGAGACAUCCACCCAAUGAGAGCCAUCUUCAUGAUCCCUACAAAACCACCACCAUCUUUCAGGCAACCUGACCAAUGGUCGCCUGAAUUCAUUGAUUUUGUCACUGGGUGCUUGGUGAAGAACCCAGAGCAACGGGCGACAGCAACAAGUCUUCUAAGUCAUGAUUUCAUUCGCAGUGCCAAACCCUGCUCGAUCCUCAGUCAGAUGAUCAUGGAAGCGCAAGAAAAGCGUAAAACACAACAACAAGGUAUAUCACGCCCUGAUCUUCAAGUACCUGAAGCCUCUCCUCAGGCAGAUGAAGAUGAGGUUGACAGUGAUACUAUGGUGCGAGGCAGAGAUGAUGGCACUUUGGUCCCCUCUGCUGGAGACACCAAAUCUUCAUUAAAAGGGGAAUUUGAAAGUGCCAUGCAUACUAUGGUGAUAAACACAGAUGACGAAGAUGAGGAAUCCACCAUGAAACGAUAUCCAACUGAUGAUGGAAACUCCAAGUAUUGUCCACCAUUUUUAGAUCGGGUUGGGAAGUCAGAUCUCGAGGUCAGGUCAGCUGAAGAAUUUGCCAAAAAGCAAAACGUUUCACAUGAUGUAAGCCAAACAAAGAAUGUAACCCAAGAUGUACCAGCACCCACAAAGAAACCACCUGGAAACCAAGAAGCACAGCAGCCAAGCCAAAAGGUGGAACCAGCUGUCCCUCCAGCUUCCAAACCAAAUUUAUCAGUCCAGGCUCCCCCUCCAUCUCCCCAAAUUGCCAUGAUAAAUCAUAAUCUCAUUGCCAAUCUGAAACACAUCUACAAUCUGCCUCCCCUGGACAACCCCCCCAUAAGAUUCCAAAGGCCAUUCUCUGAUGGGGAAUUUGAGUUUCUCAAAUUCCUGAACCUGGAUGAUCUGGAAACCAGACUAAGCAAAUUGGACCACGAGAUGGAGCAGGAGAUCGACGAGUUGCGUCGCAGAUACCAGGCGAAGAGGCAACCCAUUCUUGAUGCCAUGGAUCAGAAGAGAAAGCGGCAGCAGAACUUCUGA
Molecule: messenger RNA, 1698 nt
Organism: Darwinula stevensoni
Lineage: Eukaryota; Metazoa; Arthropoda; Ostracoda; Podocopida; Darwinulidae
Source: the annotation of a GenBank genome assembly